This is a messenger RNA of Aegilops tauschii subsp. strangulata, 597 nucleotides long. The record is from RefSeq and is a predicted model, not a curated record. NCBI's taxonomy places the organism in Eukaryota, Viridiplantae, Streptophyta, Magnoliopsida, Poales, Poaceae.
AUGAGGGGCCGAUCGGCGCUGAUCUCCCGAGAUGCUGCUUCUGUUCCAGCGCCGCCUGGAGCCGCUUCUGGCCCACCUGCUGCUCCUUCUUCUGCUCCUGGAGCUUGUGCGCCCGCGCCCUGGGCUGGGAGGCUCUUGGGCUUCAAGCUUAGCAAGAGGAGGGUGGACUACACCAUGGUGGACCAGAUGCCGCCUGCGGCGAAGAAGACGAAGGAGGAGGCGGUGGUGCUUCUCGAGACCAACCUGCCUGCUCCGGCUGCAUCUCCCUCCGUGGAGAAGGGCAGCGUUGGCGCUCGUGUCUCUCUGGCCCGGUCGACCUCACGAGGCAUGGGGGAGAAUCCUCGGGAGGAGUCAGCCCCUGUGGCCCCGCUAGCUCCGGAGGCACCAGCAUCCGGCCCGGCUGCUGAAGUCUCCAGGGCUCAGGAGCCCGCGGUCUCCCGGGCUAUGGUGACGAUACCUUCUCCUUGUCCUCCAGCUGCACCGCUGAUUCCAGGCCCUUCUGCCUCCCCUGACGUCUUGGAGCGCGCUCUUCUUGAGAUGGCCUGGCUGCGAGAAGAUCUUCAGGGCGCCGACCCCUCCUGGUGGCCGGGCGCCUAG